AUGAGCUCUACCAUAUUCUGGCCUCUGCAUUUGAAAUAUGAAGAAGAUAAUUAUAGCACAGAGGAUGUAACUGCUGUGGCAAUACAAUUACCAGAAACAGAUCCCGUUGUACUGAAAUUGAUACCAACGAAGUUAUGUAAAGAUAAUGAAUUGAAACCUCCAUAUUUAUCUGUUGCAACAAGGCUACGAAAUUGUAAAGAAUGGCAAUUUAUAGAUGUCCAAUGCACAAUUGUUGAAUUUAAAGCACCAAAUAUUUCCAUGCUACAAUUUUUUUCAAUAAAACCAAUCCUAUUAACUUUACCUGAUAGAACUGUUGAUUCUGGAUGUGCUAAACUUUAUUCUAACAAAAAUAUUGAAAAGAUAUGUGAGAAUGAAAGUUUAGUAAGUACAGAAAGUCGUCUUCAACCUACUAUCAGUUUAUUGAAUAUAUACUUUACACAAUUGCUUGCUUUUCAAAAACAAUAUCCAACAUAUAAUAUAGAAAAUAAAAAAGGGUAUAGUUAUAAUGAACAAAAUAUAUGGAACUUAAUUAAAAGUAUAAUGUCCCCAAUUAAAAAUACCAAAGUAGAUGAAUAUAUGAACUAUAUUAUAUUCUAUAUUACAAUACUUAUUUAUUUUAUAGCAGAAAAGGUAUCUAUCAUAUUAAGAUGGAGGAAUUUCAAUAUAGUUACUUUUUCUCAAACAUUUCAGCAAAUUGACCUGAAGUGUCAACAAUAUUGUUACUUUCCAAUCCAAUAUCUCCGAAUUACUAAAAAUAUUGCUAUAAGGGAGGCAUUACCUCGUGUUACAACGGAAUCAAGGACAUCAGACAGCCUAUUCAAAGAUUUACCAACAGAUUACUAUCCUGACUAUAUAAGAUUUUACAAUACAAUUUGGUUAAUGUUAAAUGACAUAUCUUUUGGUUUAAUUUUGGCUUCAAUACUUUAUCAGUACAAGCACUUGAUAUCAAAUAUUCUACACAAAAUAUUUACCUUUUACUUAUAUGAUCUAUUGAAAAUGGUUACGUCUGAACUUUCAAGAAACCCUUUUGGCAUAAAAUUAAACCAAGAAUUAAGUUCAUUUUUAAGUGAAUUAUUUUUAUGGAUUAUUGAAAAUUCUUAUGCUAACUUCAUUAAUGUGAUAAUCUCUGUAAAGACUUUGGAAAUUUUCAUUGGUUAUUGUGCAUAUAUUAGUAGCGUAUUUGGAGCAACAUUUGCAUUGUCACUAAUGGUUGAUUUUAUCUCAAUUUUAUCCAUACAUAUUCAACUAUUCUAUCUAAUCAGUAGGAAAAUAUAUUUUUGGCAAUAUAACAGCAUUAAUAGCUUUUGGUAUUUAUUUCGAGGCAAAAAAAAUAACGUUUUACGUAAAAGAAUUGAUCAUCAUGAUUUUGAACUUGACCAGUUAUUAAUGGGUACGUUACUUUUUAUCAUAUUGAUGUUUUUGCUACCAACAGUAUUAGCAUUCUAUAUAUCAUACGCUAGUUUCCAAUUAGUAAUUAUUUUAGUGGAAAUUUUAAUUGAAUCCCUCAUUUCCCUAUUAAAUCAUUUCCCACUUUUUGCUUUACUACUAAGAGUGAAAGAUAAAGAAAGAAUUCCAGGUGGAAUUUAUUUUGAAAUGGAAGAGCCAAGCAAUGUUUUGAAAUUUAAAUUGAAAAGUAAACCAUUACCAAUAUCUAUGAUGUUCAAACCUUAUGCAGAAUUAAUGAACACUUUAAGUAGCAGUUAUUUUGGAUCUUCAUUAGUGAAAAAAUUAAUAAGAGGGCAAACUAUUGCAGUUAAUAGAAAUAAAUUAUACCAAGUACUGUAUUCAUCUUUACCAAUUCAAUCGAUGAGCUUUGAUGAUAUUUUAAAAAAAUUCAUGUAUGCAGAAACCAUAAAUAUGACAAGUGGAAUCAACAGUAAUAAUCCUAACAACGUUAUUAGCAAAAAUAGCGAAAUAAGUACCUUAUAG
Messenger RNA from Tetrapisispora phaffii CBS 4417, 1929 nucleotides. RefSeq names its product phosphatidylinositol N-acetylglucosaminyltransferase (gene GPI1). The record is from RefSeq and is a predicted model, not a curated record. Gene Ontology annotation, cellular component: endoplasmic reticulum; membrane. Lineage: Eukaryota; Fungi; Ascomycota; Saccharomycetes; Saccharomycetales; Saccharomycetaceae. Gene Ontology annotation, biological process: GPI anchor biosynthetic process. The transcript has a single exon. The coding region runs from base 1 to 1929 and encodes 642 amino acids.